UCCAUUGAACGGAAAUGACGUCACUAAUUCAGAGUGUGUUUACUAUCAGAGGCUAAGCGCCAGAUGGAGGAGUGAAAUACUUUAAUACAUUUAUUUAGCAAAAGAAAGGAGCUUGGGGUAAAUGCAGAUGGGGGACUCCUCUGCAGCGCCGGGAACGUCGCUGAAUUAUGGCGGGCGUGGAGCUAAAGCGGCAUCCAGCCCCGCAGAGAACUACCAGCUGGCCCGGCGGCGCACCCUGCAGGUUGUGGUCAGCGCCCUGCUGACUGAGAGCGGCUUCGAGAGCGCGGAGAAGGCCGCUGUGGAGACGCUCACAGAGAUGAUGCAGAGCUACAUAACAGAAAUAGGUCGAUGUGCUAAAACCUACUGUGAACACACUGCGAGGAGCGUCCCGACGCUCUCGGACACCGUGGUGACUCUCAUCGAGAUGGGUUUCAAUGUUGACACCCUGCCUGUGUACGCCAAGCGGUCUCAGAGGAUGGUCAUUACGGCGCCUCCGGUUACCAAUGCUCCCGUUACGCCCAAGUCUCUGUCUGCCGGACAGAAACGGACUCAUCCGUCUCACAUUCCCUGCCACUUCCCAGAGUUCCCUGAUCCUCACACCUACAUCAAAACGCCUACGUUCAGGGAGCCUGUCUCAGACUACCAGGUGGUGAGAGAAAAGGCAGCCACCCAGAGGAGAGACGUGGAACGAGCCCUGACGCGUUUCAUGGCCAAAACCGGAGAAACUCAAAGCCUCUUCAAAGACGACGUCUCUGCGUUUCCAUUGAUCGCUGCGCGGCCCAGUGCCAUCCCGUACCUUAGCGCCCUCCUUCCCUCAGAGCUGGAACUGCAGAGUCUGGAGGAGACGGACUCCUCGGAGCAGGACGACCAGACGGACAGCGAGAACGCAGCCGGGAACGUUAUCAAUGACGAUCCGAGCGCCGAUAAAGAAAACUCCGUGCUUCCUCCCAGCGGAGUCGUUCCAUCAGCGAAGGUCAGCGAAGACAACGUGAUCGACAACCCGUACCUGCGGCCCGUCAAGAAACCCAAAGUGAGGAGGAAGAAGUGAGAGGACUCUAACGGACUCUGGUUUGGGGUUAAAAGCUGCUGUGGCGUCAGCAGCUGACGGACAUCUGCUGAAGAAAAAACUUUUCUGUUUGGUUUUUCUGACAGAACUCACUUUGUAUGGAACUUUGUAAGCGACUUCGCUGCGGAGUUUACUGCAGCCUGCACCCUUUUUGUACAUAUGACACAAAAAAAAGAUUAUUAUUAUUAUUUUUUUUAUUCAUUCUGACAUUAUCCAGUCUUUGGUGAGAAUCUCUGCAGCUGUUGUUAUGAUGGCGAAGAAUCAGUAAAAUCCGAGCACUCCAUGUGGGUCUGUGUGGUGAUGUACCUCCAUCCUUCAGCUUUAGAGUUAGUAAUACAAGCUCAGAUAGACCAGUCUGCUGCGGUACUUCACAAACUCUCUGUAGCUCGGCAACUGAGGAGAAAAGAGAAAAGUAAAAACCUAUGGAGUGGAUUUUUUUCCACAAUUGUUUCUUAGAACAUCUGCAAAAAGUACAAUCUGGAAUGGAACUUU
Molecule: messenger RNA, 1558 nt
Organism: Cyprinodon tularosa
Lineage: Eukaryota; Metazoa; Chordata; Actinopteri; Cyprinodontiformes; Cyprinodontidae
Gene: taf8
Product: TAF8 RNA polymerase II, TATA box binding protein (TBP)-associated factor
Exons: 8
Coding region: 122-1048 (308 amino acids)
Biological process (GO): transcription initiation at RNA polymerase II promoter
Cellular component (GO): transcription factor TFIID complex
Molecular function (GO): protein heterodimerization activity
Source: RefSeq, a predicted model, not a curated record